UAUUAAUUCCAAACUCUUUGAGGAAAAUGAAAACGUUCUUAACCUCUCCAGGCAAAGAAUCCUCUUGCUUAUACUUGUGCUCACAAAAAGCAGGAAUGUUAUUUUUUUUUAAUGCAAGUCAUACUGAGUUCUUCUUCGGUUCAUGGACAAAGAGCGUCUUGGUUUUCUGACUACGAAAAAUAUAAACCGACUCAUCAUGGUAAACACUUCAUCCUUGGCAUACCCUCACUGGGAAAAACAAAUUACAUAUCACUGAGGGCCUUGUUUAAAACAAACGUCACCAUCAGUACAAUGUUCUCCAAAUCGAUCUUCUCCAUUUUAAUCGACGCUGGAAAAGCCUUCGAGUAUAAGGUUCCUGAUUCGCUUCUGGCCAGAGGUAGUGGAUGGGGACAAAAAGGCCUGGAAAUUAAUUCCACACAAGAUAUUGCUGUUGUAGUUUUGUUACGAGAUAAAAGUCCAGAUUCAGACGCGUUUCUUGCAUUACCAACAAAUGUCUUGGGAAAAGAAUAUGUUUUACCAUCGUGGAAUGUUGGCACAUCAAGAGUGUUGAUUGUCUCAAGCGAAAAUGAUACAAUCAUCAAAGUGAAAUUGCGAUUGGAUUCCGGAAAUCUUUACUACGAAGGACAUUCAUACGACGACGGUGAUAUUUUCUCUAAAAAGUUUCAAAAGCUCGAAACAGUGUGUCUCGUUCGUAAUGUCGACUUGUCAGGGACUAUUGUGACGGCGAACAAACCUAUAGCUGUCAUUUCAGCUAAAGAAAACACUCGAGUUUAUGGCGGUAACUUUGAUAAUAUGGCUACAUUUUUGUUGCCAGUGAAGCAUUGGGGAAAUAAGUUUAUGCUGCCAAAUGUGGGAUCGUUGAACAAUGGAAAUAUCUUUCGGGUGUUUGUCGCAAAGUCUAACACGAUUGUGGUCCAGCAAAAAAGCAAAUCAACUUUACAUCCGAGAAAUUUUAAGCAGAUAAAUCGUAAUAAUGGCUCGUACAUCAGCUGCAGUAAACCAUGUCAGGUUGUUAUGUACACAAAAGGGCAGCGUUCAUAUGAUAGCUUUUCUUACGUUGCCUCAUCCAUGAUCAAUCUUCCAUCGACUGACCAUUAUCUUCCAUUUUAUAAAGUUACAGCAUUGGCACGAACAUACUAUCGACAUUCAGUUGCCAUUGUUAUUAAAGAAUAUGCUAAAGAUGGUUUGCUGGUAAAUGGUCAAAGUUUGAGUAGCUUCACUUGGAAAACUAUAAAGGGAACUAAAUUUUGCUGGAUUGUGGCAAACCUGAAGACAAAUGAUCGUGUAAUUACGCACAGCGUUGCAGGAGUAAGAUUUGGCUUGCUCGUUUAUGGCGCAAGUAACUCUGCGUCAUAUGGCUAUCCAGGAGGAUUUACCUUCCAGAAGAAAAUCGAAGAAUCGAAAGCCUGUCGAAGAAGGUUAGAUCUUGGUUUCGUGCUGGAUAGUUCUGGCAGUGUGUCGACGACAAACUAUGACAAGAUGAAGGCAUUUGUUAAAGACUUGACAAGCUUUUUCGUCGUAAAGCCAGACGAAACAAGAGUUUCAGUGAUGUCAUUUUCAAAUGACGCAACCAUUCACUUUCCACUUUCUCGACAGUUUGACGAUCAUGCUGAACUUAUAUCAGCCAUUGAUAACGUCGGUUAUACCGGUGGAGGAACAGCGACGGCUUUAGCUUUGAACAAGGCAUAUCAGGAUAUGUUCCAGGUGAAAAACGGCGCAAGGCAGAUAGGUGCAACAAAGGUUCUUAUUAUUCUUACUGAUGGUCAAAGUAACGGUGGAGUGAAAGGACCAGCAGAAAAGCUAAAACAAUCAAAUGUAAUCAUAUUUUGUGUUGGGAUUGGCCAAAAUAUAAACAUGGAUGAACUAAAUGUGAUGGCGUCCCAACCAAAAGAGCAGCGGGUGAUUUUGUUGGAAAAUUUUCAAGAGUUAUCAUCAUUGGCAAAAAAGAUGUCGUCAAAAGCUUGCAACGUUUCUCGUUUUGAUGUAACCUGUAAUAAAGCCUGGAUGAGCCUUACCUACGACAAGAGCUCCCUGCCUAAAUUCAUUAAGAUAAACGAACUGGUACUAAAGGAUCAUUCUUGCAAACCAACACAAAACAAAACUCACAUCAUAGCUAAAACAAACCUGAAUAGUUGUGGAACGACGUAUCGUGAAACAGCACAAGAGAUUAUCUUUACAAACGCAAUUACGACUUCCAGGAACAGAAGCGACGGCUCAAUCAUCACCCGAGAGAAAGAAAUCAGUCUGAAAUUCAGCUGCAUCUAUGAUCGUAUGAAAACUGUGGGCUCCUUCAACUUUCUACCUGCAAGGCAACAACUAACUAUAAAUGAAAAAAGUUUUGGAAAUUUCACUAUAUCGAUGAACUUCUACACAGACGACACAUAUCAAAAUAUGUACGACGAAGAUGAUUAUCCAGUGACGACAAGACUUUCGGAUCAUAUCUACGUUGAGUAUUCUGUUGAUAGCAGCAAUAGUGGAGUUGUUAUUCGAGCCAAAAGUUGUCGUGCCACGCCAUCAAACAAACCGAAUGACCAACCACAGUAUGUCUUUAUUGACAAUGGUUGUGAUAGAGAUUCAACGAUUCGCCAUGCUACAUCCGGACUAAGAAGAAAUCAUCGCUUUAGCAUUCAAGCAUUUAGCUUUGUGACUGAACAUCGCUACGUAUAUUUUCAUUGUAACCUAAUCCUCUGCCACAAGAACACGGCCAAAAGUAUUUGCGGUAAAAGUACAGAUUGUUCGUCACGAAAACGUCGCGAUGUCGGAUCGGAGGAUGACGACACGAAAUCUUAUCGGCUAUCAACAGGACCUGUUAUAUAUCGAGAAAAAAAGGAAACCGCCAAUUCUAAAGGUGAAUCGUUGAUCAUGACUCGUGGUACUAUUAUUGGCUUGUUGUUUGGAGUAGUGAUACUUGCUGUUCUUCUGAUCCUUAUUGUGUGUCGUCUGGUAAUUCGCAAACAUCAAAACAAAUAUGAUACUAAAAAGAAUGUACAGGUUCUUUCAAUGUACAAUAUGGUGGAAAUUCCACAUUGAAAACUGUUUCCUAACAUAUAAUAUAUUUAUUUACGUAUAUGAACAUUAAUUGUUUUGUCUUGAGAGGAUGUUUUUCCACAGAACAAGUAAACCAUCUAUGAAAUUAUAUAUUACUAUACAUUACAUAACUAGUAGAUGACGAAUUUGUUUUAAUACUAUACUUAUAACCAUUAAAAAACAAUUCAAAAGAAA
Xenia sp. Carnegie-2017 is the source of this 3222-nucleotide messenger RNA. RefSeq lists its product as uncharacterized. Lineage: Eukaryota; Metazoa; Cnidaria; Anthozoa; Malacalcyonacea; Xeniidae. The transcript has 8 exons. The record is from RefSeq and is a predicted model, not a curated record. Bases 112 to 3030 code for a protein of 972 amino acids.